GGGGGGGUGUGCCAUUAGGGUACCUGCGCCUGUUUAGAGGGCCGUGGAUGUGGACGUGCGGGAGGGAGAGGCGUGCCAGGAGAGCGCGGGAAAGAUUACUGGAGAGGUGAGGGUGCGUCCGCUCGCCGCGCCCUGGCUCGCGCGGCCCCUGGCCGGGCAAGGGGUGUGAUGCGCGAGUGGGGUGGGAGGGGGCAGCAGGCGGGGCCUGCCACGUCACUUGGAGAGAGUGUGUUGGGAAGGAAGGGCAGAGCGGAGAGCCGAGCCGCUGCAGCUGCCGCGGCUGCAGCGAAGGCACAAGGGCUGGGGAGGUGGGUCCGCGCGCCCCGGCGCCGGGGCGGCCCCAGGGCCCUCUCGCAGGCCAGCGGCGCGGCUCGGAGGGAGGCGGUGGCGGCCGCGGCGGCGGGAACGGCGACCUUGGCCAGUGGAGCCCGCGGUGGCCGUAGGGCGGAGGCCGAGCCCCGCCAGGCGUCUUGGCCGAGCCGGAGGGAGGCGCAUCUGGCGCUCGGGUCCCAGCGGCGGCCGGGGGUCUGGAGCUGCUGGAGGAGCGCCGCGGGAGCUGGGACGUGCUGACCGGUCUGGAGGGCGGACCCCCGCGUCCCGGAGCCCAGUCUGGGGAGGGCGGGGGCGCGAAGCCACGCUUCUUUCCUGGCGUCCAGCUGCACACGCGCCAGGCUGCGGUUCCAGGUACCACAAGCUCUAUCUAGCAUCGUGCGCGGAUAACUGGGGGCGCGGAGCCGAACCCUCCGCGCCCAGGUCACCUCCCCAGACCUAGCCCGGUGAAGACCAGGGCUUCGGGGCUUAGGGACCCGACGUCGGUCGUACCGCGAGCCCCACCCCGAAAAGAAGGCGCCGCCGAGAGCUGGGAGGCGGCGCCGUGCCCGGGAGGUCGUGUCGUGGGCGCCGUCCUAGUGGCGGGGAGCGCACCGCGGAGGGGACAUGCGAUCGGAGAAAUCCCUUACGUUGGCGGCGCCGGGGGAGGCCCGUGGGCCGGAGGGGGAGCAACAGGAUGCCGGAGACUUCCCGGAGGCCGGCGGCGGCGGCGGCGGCUGCUGUAGUAGCGAGCGGCUGGUCAUCAACAUCUCCGGGCUGCGCUUCGAGACGCAGCUGCGCACCCUGUCGCUGUUCCCCGACACGCUCCUGGGGGACCCCGGCCGCCGUGUCCGCUUCUUCGACCCGCUGAGGAACGAGUACUUCUUCGACCGCAACCGGCCCAGCUUCGACGCCAUCCUCUACUACUACCAGUCGGGGGGCCGGCUGCGGAGGCCGGUCAACGUGCCGCUGGACAUCUUCCUGGAGGAGAUCCGCUUCUACCAGCUCGGGGACGAGGCCCUGGCUGCCUUCCGCGAGGACGAGGGCUGCCUGCCCGAGGGUGGCGUGGACGAGAAGCCACUGCCCUCCCAGCCCUUCCAGCGCCAGGUGUGGCUGCUCUUCGAGUACCCGGAGAGCUCGGGGCCCGCCCGGGGCAUCGCCAUCGUCUCGGUGCUGGUCAUCCUCAUCUCCAUCGUCAUCUUUUGUCUGGAGACGCUGCCGCAGUUCCGCGCAGAUGGUCGAGGUGGAAGCAAUGGUGGUGGUGUCUCCCCGGUGUCCAGGGGCAGCCAGGAGGAAGAGGAGGAUGAAGACGAUUCCUAUACGUUUCAUCCUGGCAUCACCGCGGGGGGAAUGGUGGCAGGGGGCUCCUCCCCACUAAGUACCCUUGGGGGCUCCUUCUUCACCGACCCCUUUUUUCUGGUGGAGACGCUGUGCAUUGUCUGGUUCACCUUCGAGCUGCUGGUGCGCUUCUCCGCCUGCCCCAGCAAGCCAGCCUUCUUCCGCAACAUCAUGAACAUCAUCGACUUGGUGGCCAUCUUCCCCUACUUCAUCACCCUGGGCACCGAGCUGGUGCAGCAGCAGGGACAGCAGUCCGCCAGUGGAGGCGGCGGCCAGAACGGGCAGCAGGCCAUGUCCCUGGCCAUCCUCAGAGUGAUCCGCCUGGUCCGGGUGUUCCGCAUCUUCAAGCUGUCCCGCCACUCCAAGGGGCUGCAGAUCCUGGGCAAGACCCUGCAGGCGUCCAUGCGGGAGCUGGGUCUGCUCAUCUUCUUCCUGUUCAUCGGGGUCAUCCUCUUCUCCAGCGCCGUCUACUUCGCAGAGGCCGACGAUGACGAUUCGCUCUUUCCCAGCAUCCCGGAUGCCUUCUGGUGGGCCGUGGUCACCAUGACCACAGUAGGUUACGGGGACAUGUACCCCAUGACGGUGGGGGGCAAGAUCGUGGGCUCGCUGUGUGCCAUCGCCGGGGUCCUCACCAUCGCCCUGCCCGUGCCCGUCAUCGUCUCCAACUUCAACUACUUCUACCACCGGGAGACCGAGCAGGAAGAACAAGGCCAGUACACCCACGUCACUUGUGGGCAGCCUGCCCCGGACCUGAAGGCAGCCGACAACGGACUUGGCAAGCCUGAAUUCUCGGAGGCCACCCGGGAGCGGAGACCCAGCUACUUUCCCACUCCACAUCGGGCAUAUGCAGAGAAGAGGAUGCUCACCGAAGUUUGACGGAUGCAGGCCGGGCCUGCACGGAAGGAAGGACACUGGACAAACAAUCCCUUAGGGCUCCUUGUCAUUCUCCACUACUCGCACCCCAGCUCCAGGUGACUUCCUGACUCCCCCCCCCACACACACACCCAGUGGCUGGCGCCAGGACCACACACCUGGACUCUCAGUCUUGUUACUUGACCCCUGCAGCAUCCAAGCUUUCUCCAUCUAAGUGGCAUUUUCCAAACUCUAACGGUGCCACCCAUUCGUGCCCAUCUUCUGUCACAUGGAUGAGAUUUCCAUCUGACCUUCGUCCCUCAAGACUCUGAUUUUUCAUGUCUGGGACUUGUAAUAUCUCUAGGAAGAGCGAUGUUGACAAGAUGGAAACCAGGCACACCUGGGUCCUUUUUCUCCUUAGCAUCUGUGGCUUUGGGGCAUGCACCAGUCUUAGCUUCCGGCCACGUGGUCACUGGCAGAAACGGGUGGACAGAAACAGUACUCCUCCUUUGUUUUCCUCCAGCGCCCUGUAACACCGGCUGCUCAUCCUGAAGAGGACCCCUGGGAGAGCCUUCAGCUGCCCAGCCUGAUACUACGCUAUACAUCUCUAAUCUUGGAUGGAAUUAGAGAAACUACAAUUACACUGGGCCAUUUGGAGGAUGUGAGAGUCAGUCCUGGACCAAAGGGGCCAAUGGAUUCUUCCAGGUGCGAGCUGGCCCGGUAGACACAUCAGUCUUUGGUCUGCACCUCGUUCUCCCCACUCUGAUCCCCUGACCCUCUCGAGCUUCCAGGAAGGCUCCUUCUCAGAGCCAAAUACUCUUCCUGUGCAGAGGAACUGGCAAAGGGGAACCCACAGAGCUGGGAGAAAUGGCCGGAUAUAAUCAAGCACCUGGCUUGACCGCUCAUCAGAAGAGAGGCGCCACGGAGACAGUACCGUCUAGGGGGGCAGAGGAGUCUUCUGCAGACAGCAGAUUUCUCUCCCUCGCUUCCCCCGACCCUCUCUAGUCCUCCACCCUUCUUCCUGGGAGUCUGACUUAGGAUUGCUGUUGAAGGCUUUCUAAAGCGGACUCCAGCCUAAACCCACAGACAGGUAGCAGCACACAUUGGAUGCUAGCGUGGGCUUUUUGUUUUUCCUUUCCAUUUCGUGGGCAAGAGACAGGUGGUUUAGAGUAAGGAAGAAGCAUUAUUCCUUUGCUGACAGCCUCCCUGUUAGAGGUUUCUGCUGAGUCAAGCAAACAUUCUCCUGCUCUGGCCCUGGAGCUGCAGCCCACAGCUCUCACUGGUAAGGUGCCACUUAGACCAAGUCAUCUUCUUCCGUUGUGAACCCCUGUUUCUGUCCCCUCAUCACAUCGUCAUUCAUUUGUUGCCUUGAUCAACUGUGAUGCACUGUUCUGAGCUCUCCUGGGUACAGUUCAGAAACCGGAAGGACUGUUAAUGAGUUUUUAAUUUUAUAAACUAGGCUUUACGGCUCCUUGAUAAGAAUUUUUAAAAAAAUCUUUUCUCAAAGAGCAAACUUAUGAGGGACAGACAGCCUCUUGAGGGUUUUCUUGAGAGACACUGUCCGGAUGUUGCCACACUUUACAGGGUAACUUGGGUGCCACAGUCCCUCUUUGUGCCUCAGUCUCCCCACCCAUUCAAUGGGAACAUUCAUGUCUUCCCCCCACCCCCACCUCAUGGGGAACGGCCCGUGAACUCAUCUGGGAGGCUGGGGAUGACGCUAUGCAAAUGUGUGAACGUCCGUAAUGGUUUCUAGUUCAUUACCACGUUUCCCCAUCCCCCACAGGCAAGGCCUCCCCUGAGAGUUCCUGCCUUGGAUCCAGAGCCCAUACACAGGCCAUUCUGGGCCAUUAGCUCUUUAAAUCCCUCCCUAGCCUCUCAGACUGGGCCUUGGUCUUUCUUCUUACCUUUUGGCCAGGAGGAUGCUCUCUUUGGAGCGAUCCAGUGGGAUCCUUUUGGGGCCAGACACCAUCAUCCUGAUUGGGAGCUUGGCUUCUCCAAACCUGAAAUGCAGGAGGAGAUGCUCAUGAUUCAGACACUUGCUCUGAGCCCAUAGAAUGCCAGGUUUCCAAAUGUCUUCUGGAAUAUUACUCCCGGCAAUUCGGGGGAAAGAGGAGGCCCACGCAGAGGCAAAAGCGAUGCUCCCGGCGAGGGUAAUGUUGGAACACGUAUGCAUGUGUCUCUGUAUGUGUGUGUGUGUCAUCCUCAUCACCAUUUCCUUUUCAAGUCAGAGCAUGCCCGAAAGUAAAGGGUUUAUGGAGAGCUGGGCUCUCCAGGGACUCUGGUUGCCGUAGCAACCUUCCAGACUGUUCUCUCUAUCUUCUGAUUUGGGCAGCCAGGGAGAACAGGAGACUACGUAUUCCCAGCUUCUGAAAGGGGGACGCCUCUCACAUAUGGCUUUAGGGGCUGGUAGGGCUAGGACAGGGAUGCGUGACCUUCGGAAAAUGAAGGGGAAGCGGGUCCCCAAAGCUUCCUAUCUGGACCUUUCUUCCUGGCUUCCCCACCCAGUCACUGAAGCUGCCUCAUCCCACCCCUGAGUCUUCAGAAACUUGAAUGCCAAGCAACUGCCGGUGAAAGCAAUGUCCAUAUUACUGUUUUUGAAAUGGCCUUGGAGGGGACUAGCUUCUCCCGAGGUAGUCAAGCUGGGCCUCGCCAAGGGUCAUACUAGUUUUAGUCCAUAAUAGCACUGCGGGGCACUCACGUCCUCAGAGAGAGGCUCCUCCCAGCACUGAGAGAGACAGAGAAAUGAUGCUUCUGCUUCCCAAGGAACAGUCUAGCUCUUGGGAGGAAUCUCAUAGGUGGUUCAUCUUAAGAUGUCGAAGAAAAACUGAGAGGCGGUGACCUGACCUAGUUCCUGUGAAGGAUUCUGCCAAGUGACCCCCUCUGACUCUGAGCCUCUUGACGUGGAUUUUGCUCCCUGAGCGCCGCGACAAUCUGCGCCCGGUGUGGCUGUGACAGCUGGGGUGGCGAUUUCGCAGCUGCCAGCAGAGGGGUUCAGGUCAUCGUUACGCCUGACUCGGGCCCACAGGAGCGCCCAGAGGUCUUCCUGGAUCUGUGAAGCUCGGCUGAGACGUGGGAGGUGACUCCUGCCAGAUCGGCCCCAGGAGAGAAGGGGACAGCUGGCCGUCUUGGCACCCGAGGAAGGAAGGGAAGAGGCUGGCACAGAGGUCCAAGCCAGGAGACCUACACCUCCACUUCUGAUAGUGGCUGGGAAAAGAGGGUCCGGACCCUCAGCUCCUCCAGAAGACGAGACCCCCUCCGGUGGCCUCCCGCGAGCCUUGACCAGGCUGGAAAAAGCUGGGACCAGACCCACUGGCUAAUUUAAAGAUGGGGCCCAGGAUAUGGGGGUGAAGCUGGGGCGGGGAGGUGAGAGCUGGUGGUGUGGAUCGAAGAGACCAGGUGUGGAGAGGUCAGGGGUCGAGCGAUGUGGGCAAGUGCAUGGCUGUGCUGCAGGCCCGUCUAGGAAAAGGGUGGCCAUGGAGGACCGCCAAUAAACACACGCAGAGUCUCGGAGGCCGUGCGCUUCGCUGUGUGCCAACAUCAACAGCUAAGUUAAGCAGACACGUCAUGCUAAGUCGUGACAAAGGCAGCUAUCCAAGGUGCCUGGGCACCCAGCCAGCGCCCCAGGUGCCACCCACAGAUGGCAUCAGAAAGGACGCUUGAUCACCCUCUGCCGUGACCCCACCCCGGACAGGGGACGUCUUCCAAGGGAGCAGGAUGUGUCACCCACGGUUGAGGAGCGGCCCGCCUCUCCUAUAGACGUGCCUGUGGACAGAUGUCAAGGCCAUAUGAUGCCACGCGCAGGGCGUCCCAGGACAGCGGAGGCUCCUUUCUAGGAAGGACGGAGGACGGCCUCGCGAGAGGUCCUGAGCCUUCCCCGCCCCUCUUUUCUCUCUCUUCCUGGAACUGAGUCCACGGGCUGCUCUGGAAACGACUGGGGUGCUUGACGCCCCCUCGUCCAAGAGGCCCAGGAGCAACGGCCUUCCCAACCCCGCGGGGUAGGAUUAGCCCUCAGACUCGGGGUGGACAGAUCAGCAAAUCAGCAUCCCAGGCUGCGGGCCAGCUGGAGGGCUCUGGGAGUCUGCCCACGAAGAUGUCUUCUCUCAGCAGGACCCAGACCACGAGCAGUAAAGAACCCACAUCAGCAAAGAAAGAGACACUGCAUUUCCAGGAGGCGAUUGAGGGCUGCGUCCCCUUCUUCCCAGUGAAGCCAAAGUCCUCACCAAGGGUCUUUGUGCGGGGCGGGGGGACUGAUCUACAUGAUUUCAUCACACUUGGGGUGGCCUGUGUGUCUGUCAAGGGGCAGCUGUGGGGACGAGGCAAUAAAGGACCCUAGUUCUGGGGACAGCAGUCCAUCAGCCAGUGCAUCAGUAGCACCAACUUCCAACCGCACUGAACACCCGUUACCCUGGAGAAACAGGGAAAAGGGGAGUGUUCCAUGCAGAGGGGCAGCAGCGCUGGUGCACUGCAGUGAGCUGAGCGCAGUCGCGUGUCAGGUGCAGCGUGUGGGGCUGGGGACAGUUGCUGGGACUCAUCUGCAGGACUGCCAGACGUUGAACAAAAGCUAUGAAUUCGGACACCACUAUCAGGUACCUAGUGAUCCCUGUGAACCAGAUCCAAGCCCUUGACAUGAGCCCCUGAAUCCUUGGGACAGCCCUAUGGGAUGGGUGUUAGUACUUAUCCUCACUUAGAGAAGAGAGAACAGAGGCACAGAGGAGUUUAAGUCCCCAGCAUCUCACAAUUGAUAAGCGGGGAGGGGCUGGAGUCCAACCCUGACAAUCUGGGUCCUGGACCCUCGUGCCAGGGUCCCUCUUCUUCUCUCUGAUGAUGAUGGAGGUGGUGGAGAUGCAGCUAACACUUAGGGAGCACUUGCCAUGUGCCGACCCCACCCUUUUGGAGAUUUUCCUGGUCCAAAGACAUUCCAACUGAGGACAGAAGAACACAGAAGAAUGCAUGGGCAGAGACUGAGUACAGUCCAAGAUGCUGCUUAUGGGAAUAAUAGUGGUGAUGAUGAUGAUCUGAGGUUAAUAAAAGCAAUGAU
Messenger RNA from Globicephala melas (long-finned pilot whale), 7537 nucleotides. RefSeq names its product potassium voltage-gated channel subfamily A member 6 (gene KCNA6). Gene Ontology annotation, molecular function: protein binding; delayed rectifier potassium channel activity. Gene Ontology annotation, biological process: protein homooligomerization; potassium ion transmembrane transport. Gene Ontology annotation, cellular component: voltage-gated potassium channel complex; membrane. NCBI's taxonomy places the organism in Eukaryota, Metazoa, Chordata, Mammalia, Artiodactyla, Delphinidae. The record is from RefSeq and is a predicted model, not a curated record.